Molecule: messenger RNA, 1410 nt
Organism: Equus caballus (horse)
Lineage: Eukaryota; Metazoa; Chordata; Mammalia; Perissodactyla; Equidae
Gene: NAP1L3
Product: nucleosome assembly protein 1 like 3
Biological process (GO): nucleosome assembly
Cellular component (GO): chromatin; nucleus
Molecular function (GO): chromatin binding; histone binding
Source: RefSeq, marked inferred
AUGGCAGAAGCGGAUCUUAAGGUGGUCUCGGAACCUGCCGCGCAGGGGUUUGCUGAAGAGAUGAUGGCUAACUCCUCUAGCGAUACUGGGGAAGAGUCUGACAGCAGUAGCUCGAGCAGAAGCACUAGUGGCAGCAGCAGUAGCCGCGGCCGCUUAUAUAGAAAGAAGAGGGUAUCUGGGCCUUCCAGAAGGGUGCGACGGGCUCCGUCGGGUAAAAAUUUCUUGGAUCGGCUGCCCCCGGCAGUUAGAGAUCGUGUGCAGGCGCUCCGAAAUAUUCAAGAUGAAUGUGACAAGGUAGACGCUCAGUUCUUAAAGGCAAUUCACGAUCUCGAAAGAAAGUAUGCAGAACUCAGUAAGCCUCUCUAUGAUCGGCGAUUUCAAAUCAUCAAUGCAGAAUAUGAACCUACAGAAGAAGAAUGUGAGUGGAAUUCGGAGGAUGAGGUGUUCAGCAGUGACGAGGAGGUGCAGGAAGACAGCCCUAGUGAAAUGCCUGCCUUAGAAGGUGAGGAAGAAGACGACCCUCAAGAAAAACCCGAAGAAACGCCUGGAGAAAAUGAGGUUCCUAACGACAUUCCUGAGGCAAAGACUGAAGAAAAAGCAGAGUCUAAAGAUUUUCUGGAGGGAAAGCCUGGAGUAAAAGAAGAUCCUAAAGAAGUCCCCCAGGCAAUGUCAGGAAGCAAAGAACAGCCUAAGGCAACAGAGGCUAAGGCAAGGACUGGAGUGAAAGAGGCUCCUAAAAGAGUUCCUGAAGUCAGGCCUCAAGAAAGAGUGAAUCUUAAAAGAGCUCGGAAGGGAAAGCCUAAAAACGAAGAUCCUAAAGGCAUUCCUGACUACUGGCUGACUGUUUUAAAGAAUGUUGACAAGCUCGGGCCCAUGAUUCAGAAGUAUGACGAGCCUAUUCUGAAGUUCUUGUCAGAUGUUAGCCUGAAGUUCUCAAAACCUGGCCAGCCUAUAAGUUACACAUUUGAAUUUUGUUUUCUACCCAAUCCGUACUUCAGAGAUGAGGUGCUGACCAAGACAUAUAUAAUAAAGUCGAAACCAGAUCACGAUGAUCCCUUCUUCUCUUGGGGAUGGGAAAUCCAAGAUUGCAAAGGCUGUAAGAUAGACUGGAGGAGAGGAAAAGAUGUUACCGUGACAACCACCCAGAGUCACAGAGCUGCUACUGGAGAAAUUGAAAUGCAGCCAAGAGUGGUUUCUACUGCAUCAUUCUUCAAUUUCUUUAGCCCUCCUGAGAUUCCCCAAAUCGGAAAGCUAGAACCACGAGAAGAUGCUAUCCUUGAUGAGGACUUUGAAAUUGGUCAAAUUUUACAUGAUAAUGUCAUCUUGAAAUCAGUCUAUUACUAUACAGGAGAAGUCAACGGUACCUAUGUUGAUGGUAAACAUUACAGAAACAGAAAAUAUCGAAAAUAA